Molecule: messenger RNA, 1205 nt
Organism: Apus apus (common swift)
Lineage: Eukaryota; Metazoa; Chordata; Aves; Apodiformes; Apodidae
Gene: CCDC69
Product: coiled-coil domain containing 69
Exons: 9
Coding region: 1-912 (303 amino acids)
Cellular component (GO): cytoplasm; nucleus
Molecular function (GO): microtubule binding
Source: RefSeq, a predicted model, not a curated record
AUGGGCUGCACCGGCAGCGCCCUGCGCUGCUGCCCCGCCGGCGGCAAGAGACAGCUAAAAGCCCAGCAGCAGAGGGGACCAGCUUCCCAGGAGCUCACAGCCUUGAAGACAGAGAACGCCAAUGCCACCCUAUUUCCUGAGGAUGGGAAGGAGAAGGCAGCGCUGGGAGAGGAGCGGACGGAGAGCUCAAGACUCCUCCGAGGGCAAGAGGAGGAGUGGCUGCAGGAUUCCAGCCAGGAAAGGAUCACAAGAAUUGCCCAGGAUGUUAACAUCCAGGUGGAAAAGGAAAAACACGUGGAGCUGGAGGAGCAGUUCAAUGCCCUGAGGAGAGAGCACAUGGAGACCCUGCAAGAGCUCCAGAGAGCACAUGAGCAGAAACUGCUGCUGGCAGAGUCCCACCGCAGGUCCCAGGAGGCCUUACAGGAGACGAUUCAGGCACUGAAUUCCCAGCUGAAGUCCUUCCAGGAGAGGAUGAAGCGGGUGGAGGAGUCACUCUUGAGCACAGACUACAAGAAACACAUCCAGGAGCACGGGAGCCCCAGCCCCUUCUGGGAGCAGGAGCUGGAGAGCCUGCACUUUGUCAUUGAGAUGAAGAAUGAGCACAUCCAUGGCCUGGAUAAGAAGCUGCUGAACCUGGAGACUGUGGUGGAGAGGAACCUUCUCUUGGAGGAGAAGGUGAAGACUCUCCAGCAGGAGAACGAAGACCUUCAAGUUCGCUCCCAGAACCACUUAGUCAUGGCAAGGCAGCUGUCGGAGGAGCUGCUGGCCGCCCGCGGGGCGCUGGAGAAGGAGACACAGCUGCGGGAGCAGGUUUGCCAUGAGAAGGAAGAGCUGCUGUACCGGGUGCUCAACGGGGGGGACGGAUCCCCCUUCCCCAUCGCUGCCGGCGAGGUGUCCCUCAUCGCCACGUAGCACAUCGCUGCCCACGCCACUGCCCAGGGGGCUGCCGGGGCUUGCCUGCGGGUGUGUGAGCCCAGGGCUGCUCUCACCAGUGUCCCCAGGGCUGCUCUCACCAGUGUCCCCAGGGCUGCUCUCACCAGUGUCCCCAGGACCAGUUGAGCCCUCAGGGCUGCCCCAUCCGACCGGGGCCAUGGAGCAUUUCACAGGACACUUGCACCUGCCUUUCCCCAGCCUGUGUGGGGCUGCAGGGAGGACUCUGGAUAGCCCCUUGUACCAUCCCUGCAGCCCUUCCUCUGGUGGGAGGU